Molecule: messenger RNA, 390 nt
Organism: Trypanosoma conorhini
Lineage: Eukaryota; Euglenozoa; Kinetoplastea; Trypanosomatida; Trypanosomatidae
Product: putative L-ribulokinase
Exons: 1
Coding region: 1-390 (129 amino acids)
Source: RefSeq, a predicted model, not a curated record
AUGGAAGGGGAAAAACCGUUGUCGGACAAGAAAUUAAAUGCAUUCACGGACAAGACGCAGAGCUUCUACACACGCUUCUGUGACACAUGGAAGGAUCCAAAGGAGAAUAAGCUUCCAGAGACGCUGGACGCAGAUUCUAGGCUGCCUUUCUUCCGGGCGCUGAUGCGACUGGCACACUUGCAGACGAAGCGCUACUACAAGAAUCCAAAAGACGAAUACGACAACAUCUCUGUUAGUAUUGUGAGGUUUAAAAGGGUCCUCGAUUUUGCGGCUAGUAACCCCAUGAAGGAAGAGGCCGAAGUGGAGGUGAAGUUGGCUCGCGAGAUGCUGGUUCUCCUGCCCACGAAGCAGAACGACUUGUGGCGAGUAUACCACAACACUGUCGAAUGA